Colletotrichum paranaense is the source of this 780-nucleotide messenger RNA. RefSeq lists its product as uncharacterized. NCBI's taxonomy places the organism in Eukaryota, Fungi, Ascomycota, Sordariomycetes, Glomerellales, Glomerellaceae. The coding region runs from base 1 to 780 and encodes 259 amino acids. The record is from RefSeq and is a predicted model, not a curated record. The transcript has 4 exons.
AUGGAUCCACUGACAGCCAUCGGGCUGAUGGCAAACAUUUUGGCAUUUGUCGAUUUUGGCCUUAAAGGCCUUAACGAAGCCAAAAUAGUCUACAAAUCCUCAUCAGGUCUCACUGAAGAAGCUGCCAACCUGUGGAGAAUUGCGGAGCAAAUGCGUCGUUUCGCGAACAAUCUCCAGACCCCGGAUCCCAUGGAACUCGAUGACGGCGAGAAGGUCCUCUGCGCAUUAGCAAAAGACUGCUGCAAAGAAACGAACCUCAAGGUCGACGCUACUUUCGCUCUGGAGGAAGACAACGCGCUUGUGAUCUGUACAGGAGUUGACGGGGAUGACUUCCCACUGCUUGCCAGAGAAAUCUCACAUGGCCCAUAUCAGAUUCCGUCAUCAAAAUGCCUUGCCACUUGCGAAGAGCGCCGACACAUCCGACAGAAGAUUACGCGCCUACGCCCACGACAGAUCAUUGAGCUGUCGUCUUUCGAGAACAAAGCCCGGCUUCUUCACCUACUCGAUGAGAUCAAUGGCAAGCCAGAAGCUAAGCUUCAAAUAGGAGAAGAGGGAAUCAAGGAAGAUGAGCCUCGGUCCCUACCCUUAGACGAGAACCGGAAUACUGGGCAUGAAGCGGUCAACGAAGGAAUCGGUGUGGCACUUGAGCAUCUGGGAAAGCGAGCCAUCCUGCCGAAACUAUUCGCGCAUGUUUUCAUCGUUCGUUUCGCUGCCACGCUGGUCUCAGUAUGGCUUCUGAGCCAGCUCUUUGAACUCGCUUUGAGACAGAUUCAUGCUUGA